Eruca vesicaria subsp. sativa (arugula) is the source of this 1577-nucleotide messenger RNA. The record is from the annotation of a GenBank genome assembly. NCBI's taxonomy places the organism in Eukaryota, Viridiplantae, Streptophyta, Magnoliopsida, Brassicales, Brassicaceae.
AUGGCGUUGAAUUUUUCUCAUAGACUUGUCUCUGAGGACCCAAUGAAGAUAGCUGAUGGGUUUCUUGUUGAGGGAGUUUCUGAGAGCAACGGUGAUUGCUUUGACUAUGGAACGAACACUGGGGGUGUUUUCUUACAUCCUUGGUGUUCUGGUAUCGAGAAAGGUGAUUACUUUGACUACGGAAGGAGCCUUGGAGGUGUUUUCUCACAUCCUUGUUGUUCAAGUAUUGAGAAAGGGGAGGGCUUUGGUUACGGAAGGAGCCUUGGAGAUGUUUUCCCAUAUCCUUGCUGUUCAAGGAUUGAGAAAGGGGAGGGCUUUGGUAACGGAAGGGGCAUUGGAGAUUCAGCUUCUGUUGAUGUAGUUGAUGUGUUGCCGUCUGAUCCGUUUGGGAUGGAUAUGAACAAUACGUUCACUGCUAUUAGUGGGUGGCUUGAGGAUUUGGAGGCUAACUAUAGCCGAUAUGGAAGGGAUGAGAUUGGGUUUGGGAUUGGUGAUGGAGACCACCAGCUCUUUGCUGGGUUGAGUUUCAUUUGGAACAAUGCUAUGCGGUUUCAGGAGUUCCCUGAGAGUCGUGUGUACAACAAUAUAGAUGGGUAUGGGUCCUUGUUCGGGUUUGAUGAAGGCUUUGAUGGUGAUAAGUCUUGCCCUGGUGCAUUCAUCCCCCCUACUAGUGUUGGGGAAAGUAGUGAACGCUGUAACAAUGAUGGAGGAGAGAAUGCAAACAUUCAUCCAGCGUUUGGUUUUUGUCUUUACCACUUGGGAUUAAAGGAUCUUCUUUCAGUCAGCAUGGUUUGCAAGUCUCUGCAUACCACUGUCUGUGAUGACUCUCUACUGUGGAAACAUAUCCACAUAUCUCAACCGAUGAAUGAGAAGAUCAAUGAUGAAGCUCUUCUGCAGCUAACCGAGAGGGCUCAUGGCACUAUGCAGUGUCUGCGCCUCGUAGAUUGCGUGAGAAUUACAGAGGAUUGUCUUAGGAAGGUGUUGGAGAGCAACCCACAAGUAGUCAAGCUUGGUGUGCCUGGAUGCAUAAGGAUUAGCAUCGAUGGCCUUGUGAGCAUCUUGACGGAUCUGAAGUCAAAGCGAAAGCUUAAAGUGAAACAUUUAGAGACUGGUGGUCUCUUUGGAGUUACUAAAGAUCACUAUGAUGAGUUGUUGGAGUUGUUAGACAUAGACAAUAAUCUGGAAAAGUCUAUUCAUAAGCCGCCGCGGUUUUACCAUAAAGGAUACACAUUUACCUCAUGCGAUGAUGUUGUCCGGGGGAUAGAUAUUGAGAUGUGUCGGAAAUGUGAGAACUGGAGGAUUGUGUAUGACUGUCCAGCGGAAGAAUGUAAAGGGAAGGAGGAGUGUCGUGCUUGCUCUCUUUGCGUGCAGAGGUGUUCUCAGUGUGGUCGGUGCAUUAAUGGCGGUGUGUACGAGGAGACGUUUUGUCUGGAGUUUUUGUGCUCUGGUUGCUCGAAGCUCCUUAAGUUACCUCUCCUUUGAUGAAUAAAGUAAAGAUUUGUUUUGGCUUUAGACAUUGUUUUUUUUAUUUAAUGAAAUGAAUAAAAGAUGAACUUACGGAUUAUUCUCUAUUUGCA